This is a messenger RNA of Leucoraja erinaceus (little skate), 4410 nucleotides long. RefSeq names its product leucine-rich pentatricopeptide repeat containing (gene lrpprc). The record is from RefSeq and is a predicted model, not a curated record. The transcript has 38 exons. Gene Ontology annotation, molecular function: protein binding. Lineage: Eukaryota; Metazoa; Chordata; Chondrichthyes; Rajiformes; Rajidae. The coding region runs from base 50 to 4270 and encodes 1406 amino acids.
GACCGUGACCGUGCCCCUGCCCGCCCCCUUCCGUCCGACCCCCAGCAACAUGGCGGCGCUCGUACGGUUUGUGAAGCGACUGCGGUUUCGGCGCUUCCCACGCCCUGGCCACUCGGCGGCUUUCAGGCAAGAGGUGACCGGCCUCGUGCCGUUCAGCCUUUCUAGGCCUUUCUUCAGCAAUGUGCGUUUGUGUGGAGUUGCCACAGAACAGAGGACACUUGUCAAAGAUGAAGGAAAUACAGCGGUUCGAGCUAAGCAAGCGUUGCAAUUUGACUGGGCCUUGAACAAGCUUGAUUCCUCCGUUCGAAGAACCGGUCGUAUCACAAAAACCUUGCUGUUUAAAAUUUUUCAUGACAUCUGUCGAACAGGCUAUCCUAGUGGCAAUCAAGCUUUGCUCCUGUUGCGUAGCUGUGGCUCCUUGCUUCCAGAAAUGCACUUGCCAGAAAGAACAGAAUUGGCUCACAGAAUCUGGGACAAGCUUCAGGAGUUAGGUGCUGUUUAUGAUGUGAGCCAUUACAAUGCUUUGUUGAAAGUCUAUCUUCAAAAUGAACACAAGUUUUUACCAACUGAUUUUCUGGCAAAAAUGGAAUCUGCAAAUGUGCAACCUAAUAGAGUUACCUUCCAAAGGUUAAUAACAGCAUAUUGCAAUGAUGGAGAUAUCGAAGGUGCAAGCAAGAUUCUUGGUUUCAUGAAGGAUAAGGAUCUGCCAAUCACAGAGGCGGUGUUUAAUUCCUUGGUGACAGGGCAUGCACGAGCUGGUGACAUGGAAAGUGCAGAGGGCAUUCUAAAUGUGAUGAGAGGAGCAGGGAUUGAGCCUGGCCCAGAUACUUAUGUUGCCUUACUGAAUUCAUAUGCUGAAAAGGGAGAUAUCGAAAAUCUGAAACAGACACUGGAGAAAGUUGAAAAGACAGAUGCCAGCCUGAUGGACAGAGACUUGAUGCAAAUUAUCUUCAGCCUGGCCAAGUCUGGCUAUCCACAAUACAUUCAGGAUAUUGUGGAACGGAUGAGACAUGACAGGGGAUAUGUACCAGAUGCAAUGAAUCUGUGCUUAGCCCUGAUCACACAAGGUUUGGAAGAAACAGCUUUCCAAGUGUUGAAAACCUUUCCCACAUUUCAGUCUGAGAAUCAAAAUGGGGAACCAUUAGAUUGUGGUAACUUCUUCAUCAGGCACUGUGUCAAUUUAGAAAAGCCAGUCGACAAACUGCGACAAUUCUGUGAGGGACUAAAGGAGACCAAUUUGCAUUCUGCUCCUUUUCAAUUUGCUCUUUAUUGCACUCUGGAUGCCAAAAAAGAAGCAAUGUCUGUUGAGCUUAUGAAGAUCAUGCAGAAGGCAGGUUUACCUGUCAGACCUCAUUACUUUUGGCCUAUAUUGGCACAACAUCAGAAAGAAAAGAAUGCACAAGGGACAGUAGAAAUACUGAAAGUUAUGCAGAAUCUGAACAUCGAGCCUGAUGUGGAGACUUUUGCAAAUUAUGUCCAAUCAGCAUUUGACAACGCAGAGCAAGCUCGUGUCCAGCUUGAGGAAAAUGGAUGUCUGGUCAACACAGUUGGAUACUAUGCCUCUGAACUCAGAACAGAAGCUCUUAAUGGACAUUUAGACAAGGUUUAUUCUAUGUUGUCCUCACCUGAAAACCCUCUGCUGGAUUUAAGUAAUUUCAGAGGAAGUCUUAUUUUAGGCUUUAAGAGGUCAAAAGAUAUUGAUAUUCUUGUCAAGAUAACAGAAUUGUUGUACAAAGAUGAACGUUUUUGCCAGAGUUCCUCAGGACCGACUGAAGCCAUUGGCUAUUUUCUUUAUAACUUGAUUGACAGCAUGAGUGACUCUGAGGUACAGGCCAAGGAGGAGCAAUUGAGACAAUACUUCCAUCAGUUGAACAAGAGGGAUAUUGUUAUCCCUGCAAAUCUCUACAGAGGAAUUCGAAAUUUGCUGGAUGCUUACCAUGUCCCUGAGUUAAUUAAGGAUGUUAUUAUUUUGGUGGAUGAACAGGAUAAGCUUUCUGAUGCUGAUCUCCCAAAAGGGGCUGAAGCUAAAAUUGUUGCCCUGGAAACAAAAUUGGCAGAGCUAAAAAUGGAGAACAAAUCCAUUGGAGAAACACUGAAACAAUUGAUCCUAUUACUAUGCGAGACAGAGAAUUUGCAAAAAGCCCUUGAACUGAAAGCUCAGUACGAAUCGGACAUGGCUAUUGGUGGCUAUGCUGCACUAAUAAAUCUUUGCUGUCGACACGAUAACGCAGAAGAAGCACUGAACCUGAAACAAGAAGUGGACCGUAAAGAUUCUUCAGCUAGCCUUGAUACAAAUAAGUACUUGGCACUUGUGAGGGUCCUAGCCAAGCAUGGUAAACUGGAAGACGCAAUUUCAAUCUUAAAGGAAAUGAAGGAGAAAGAAAUUGUUCUACGAGACACAACUAUUACUUCAUUUUUCCAUAUCCUGAAUGUUGCAGCCUUGAGGGGAGAAGCAGACACGGUGAAGAAGCUACACGAAACCAUUGUAAAUUUGGGGUUAGCCAAACCCACUGCUAAUCUCUGUUCACCAUUGAUUACAGUCACUCUUGAUCAGGGGAAUAUACCCGCAGCACUAGAUGCAAUUAUCGAUUGUCACAAGAGAUACAACCAGAUGCCGAGACUCCAUGAUGUAUUGUGCAAGUUGGUUGAGCAGGGAGACACCGAUCUGUUGCAAAAAGCUAUGGAUUUUGUGAACCAAGAGCGAGGUGAAAUGACAAUGCUAUAUGACCUCUUUUUCGCUUUUCUUCAUACUGGGAAAUACAAAGAGGCAAGAAAAAUUAUUGAGACACCUGGCCUGAGAGCACGUCCAGGGAGACUUCAGUGGUUUGCCGACAAGUGCACAGCCACAAAUCAGGUUGAAGCACUCGAGAACAUGGUAGAAAUGACGCAGAAACUAUUUGAAUGUGACAGGGAUCAAAUGUACUACUAUCUUAUGAAAUAUUUCAAGGAAAAUAAUGAUUGGCGAAAAGCUGACGCAACGUGGACCAAAAUGCAGGAGGAAAAUGUGAUUCCCCGAGAGCGAACUCUGCGGAUACUUGCGGAAAUACUCAAGAGCAAUGGUCAAGAAAUUCCAUUUGAAGUUCCUGAGACAUGGUAUGAGGAUACAUCCACUUCAUCUUCUGUUGCUCAAAGAGGACAAACAAGAAUUCCUGAUUUGCCUGUUGACUCGGCCAGUGACUUUCAACGCAGACUGCUCAAACUUUCCAAGAAAAAUAAUAUUCAAGAAGCCCUUGAAGUAUUCCACGAAGCUGAAAAGAAGGGUCUACUACUGAGCUUAGCUGUUUAUUCAAGUUUCAUAAAUGCUCUUCUAAGUCAUGGAUUAUUGGAGGAAGCCAUGGAUGUCAAAAGCAAAGUUGAGACCCGCAUCAAGGGCUUUACACUGAACGACGCUGCCAACAGCCUACUCAUCAUAACGCAAGUUAGGCGGGAUAAUCUGAAAGAUGGUGUGGCAGUUCUGAAGGAGAUGUUGCAAACUAAUCAAGUGCCCAGCCAGCUUGCUAUUGCACGACUAAUUCAGGCUUUGGGUUUGAAGGGAGAUGUGGAGCAAAUUCAAUCUCUGGAGAAGUUGAUGGGAAACAUGCCACAAUCGAUCAAUUUAUCUAAGAUGCUAUUUGUCAACAACUUAGUCCUGGCUCACAUAAAGAGUGGUAACAUUGAUGCAGCUGUGCAAUAUGUUGAGCCCUUGUACAUUCCAAGUGAAAAUUCUCAGCAACAGCUAACAAGCAUGUCCUACGUAUUCCGUAAGGUUAUGGAGGGAAAAUGUGAUGAAGCGGUCGAUAAAUUGAGUGCCAUGGCUGAACGGUUAGCGAACCAUUUUGCAGUGUACACACCUGUAGUAGAUCUCUUUCUACAGUACAUAAAUGGUGACAGAACAGAUGAUGCCAAAUUUAUUUUAGAGAGAUGCCCUGCAAUUGCAGAGCAGAAAAGGAGUUUGGUUUCAUUCAUUACAAGGACUGCACAGAAAGCUGGACAGGCUCACAAAAUACUUGGGCUACUUGAUCUGAUCCAGGACUUUCCAGAUAAAGAAACUGCAUAUGCAUACCUAAUGAAGUGUUAUGCAUUAGACAAUAAUGUGGUCUCUGCGAAGGCUUUGUAUGAAAAGGUUAAAGAAGAGAAAAUGGUACCAGAUGAGUUAUUCCUGAAGCGGCUUGCUGGGCUAUUGAAAAAUUCGGGAGAAUCUCUCUCCUUUACUGAGCCACCUGAGAGCUUUAAAUUUUAUGCAGAAAAGCUGAAGCGAGAAAAAGCAGCAGGAUCUUCUGAAGAAGACUAAGAGGAAGAUUGAACUGAUCAGACACUUUUAUACUGUUGAAGAGCGAAAAUGAUUGUGUAUUUCUGAAAUGUGGUGACUAAAUAUAUGUUUGACUGUAUAGGGUAUUUAAUGUGACAAAUAAAAAAAAUUGGAGGUGCAAA